Molecule: messenger RNA, 2359 nt
Organism: Porites evermanni
Lineage: Eukaryota; Metazoa; Cnidaria; Anthozoa; Scleractinia; Poritidae
Source: the annotation of a GenBank genome assembly
AUGGCUCAACAUCAAGUGCGUAAACAGAAAGGAGAGAGUGCUCAUGAUCAGCCAGCAAGAGAUGAUGUUCCAACUCUCAGUAUUAAACUGCCAAAGAAAAGUGACCUUCCUAACGUAUCAAAACCUUGGAGUGAUGUUCAACUCCCAGUUGACAUUCUUUUGAUGACAGUGGAGGACUGUGAGUUCCUGGCCUGUUAUACAUUCCUGAGAAAUCCUAUUAAAAGUUAUCAGCAGAAUCUUGGAUUUGUGUACUUUGGAACCAUGGGUGAAAGUGGAGAUGUCCCACUUAAAGUUGCUUUGAUGAGAUGUUCUGAAGGUUCUUCUGUGCCAGGUGGCUCUCUAGUCACUGUUAAGAAUGCUGUGGUGGGACUGAGACCCAAAGCUGUUUUCUCUGUUGGCUGCUUGGAGGGGUUAAACCCAGAAUUCACCAAGUUACAGCUAGGUGAUGUGGUGGUUUCUUCUAAGCUCACAACUGAAGCAUUUAAAACCCCAGUAGGAAGAGGUAUCAUGCAGCUUGUCAAGCAUGCAGAUGAUGGUUGGACUCCUCCGUUAACAAGUCCAGAAGUUCAUGAAGUUCAAGUCUGCUGUGAUGGGGAGAUUAUUAGUGGCACAGACCCAAUCAGUGCUAAACGGCAAUGUAUGUCAGACUCUUCUAAAGCAGUUGGAUUCGAAAGGGGUGGUGGAGGUAAGAAUUGUCAGUUAAAUGUCAUUAAGUCAAUCGUAUUACCCUUUGUAGCCAGAUUACAGCUGAUGGUUUUGUUGGUGCAUAGUGCAGGAAACCAAGAAUUAUUCUUUAUAGUUAAGCCAAAGCAAAAAGAAGGAAUGAUUGGCCAGGAGUGAUUGUUUCCUUCACAGUGCUAUAAACCCACCCUGGUCUGCUAGCAGUUCCCAGGGUCCAUUUUUCAAAAAAUCCAAAAAUGUGUGAGCCCAUUCUAAUAACUCUAUUGAAAAUGCGACCUGUUUUAGUCAGUCCAGUCGUAAAAAGGUGACCCCAUCCAGCGGCACAUCCCCAUUAGCCUCUUAUAAGGAAGUACCCCUCUGGGAGCCGUUCAUGAUUUACCUCUGCAUUUCUUGCAGUUCAUGUCAGGGCUGUCUAAGGCUUAGGCCUGGGGGGAUUUCCCCUGUCUAUGUUGUAGUUCAAUUUUUUUACUGGUUUAAAUUUUUUCUGAACCAGUUCAAAAUUUUUAAACUGUUUUUAUUAUUUUAUACCAGUUUAACUUUUUUAAAUAGGUCACUUUUCUAUUUUACUCUGCCUCAGGUGGAGGUUAUUCUAUGUAAUCCUUAAGUAGUGAAUUAAGUGAUUAAGAUUAAGCACACAUUUCUUGCUCAUUGUUUAAAAAUAGACACUUCGGAAAAUUAAAGCUUCAUAUGUACUUUUUUUCACCUCACAAGUUGUUAUGCUUAUUUCUGUUGUUGGCCCUUUUCUGAUCGCUAAAUGAUAAAAUUUCUAACAUUUGAUAAUAUUAUUUGUUUCUCCACUACGACAUUCUCAGUAAAAUACGUAGUAGAAUGAUAAUGGCUAUCACAUUUUCCCGCCCAAAUGACAUUGGUUCACCCACAUGCCCACACUACUUAGUGUUGGAAAAAUCUUGUUCUCAUAGUCAUCCUUGUUUUAGAAUCUAAAGCUAUCCAAUAUCAAACAGAGCCAAAAAACACCAUCCAAAAAACAGAAAGCCCAUUAACAUUAAAUUUUAAAAUAAGAACAAGUAUGUUUUCGACCAUUGAUAAGAUCCUUUACAAGUCGACCACUUCAUUUCAGCAGAGUGUAACUACAGUAUCCCUUCAUAUAACCAAUAGCAUGCACUCCCACAACUACCUCACCUAAAAUUAAUCACUUUUACCUUCCAAAAAAAUUAUCUUUUGUUACUUCAUAUCAAAUUCUAUGGGAAACCAGUUUCACUGAUUAACAAACUACAGGCAUUAUCUUGUCAAUCCACGUCCAAUAUAACUCCACACCUUCCACUCACACAUCUCAACCAACCCCUAAAAUAUCCAACACUACUGCACUACUCACACAUCUCUAAUAAACAUGAAAAACUUCAAAUAUGCCUAGUACAACGACAUCCAAAAAUAAACUCCCACAAUGUCUUUAAUGUUAUUUUGGUGUCUGGAAAACUUAGACCUCUGAGACCUGAAAAAAUUUACAUUAUGUUUGUUCUGAUUUGUUUUUGUUGUUCUAUUUAUAGGACUGUUUGCUGCAGCCCAAGAUAGGAAGAUUGAAUGGGUGAUUGUUAAAGGGAUAUCUCAUUUUUCCAAUGAUGGCAAUGCUUCUAAUGAUUUCUGGAAGUCAUUUGCUUCCAUCAUGGCAGCCUCUCUUGUGUCCAACAUGUUAAAUGAUCCAGUUGUUUUCAAAGAGUGA